UGAUAAUCAUAUAAAAGAAAAUAUAAUAUAAAAAGAAAAAGGGGAUAUAAUUUUGAAUUCUCAUACGCGCGUAUGCUUAUUAACUUUCCAUUAAAUAGAUUUCCCUGGAGUCGGCGAAUCAAGUAUAAGAACAAGGGCGAUGCAAGCCCAGUGGCUGUCAGUUGCGACUCACAAGUCGAGAAAUGCGGCUAACUGUGCGUCUUCUGCCCAAUGUGCUGUUAUUGCUGCUGCUGCUGCCGCAAUGUCACGCGACGCUGACGAUGAGGGAAACCUCACGGCUGGACUCACUGUCUCUUGCAUUGGCCCAGGUGCUGCAACAGUCGGAGAUGUCACAUAGCCAGACCCUUUACGUUCAUCUGGAGUACAGCUCGCUGACGGCUCGGUCGCGGCUGCAGGAGCUGCUUGGUGGGGUGCUAAUGGCUUUGCCAGCCGCAGCGCUGCAACCGCGCCGACUGUUCCAGCAGCAAGCCUUGACCUACAGACCGUAUAAGCAUGCUGUACUGUUGCUGGUAGAGGAUCUACGUGCACUGCAACGGCUCUACAAGCAUCUGGGCGCUACAAGCGAUUUGUCCUAUACGCUCAUCUAUAUGCUGAGUCCGCAGCCGGAGCCGGCCAUGCAGCUGAUGUGGAGUCGGAGCGUGCUGAAAGCUGGCUUGCUGCUGCCCGACGGCCAGUGGCUGCUGCUGCUCAGCUAUUUUCCGUACAGUGCUACGCACGGCUGUCAGCAUAUCCGUGCCAGUGUUGUAAAUCGAUUUGACUGCACCCUUGGCACCUGGGAGAACGACGAAUAUUUCCCAGAAAAGCUGGACAACUUCUACGGCUGCACCUUGACCUGUGCCACGUGGCCGGAUAUGCCGUAUUUGGUGCUACGCGCUGAUGGCACCUUUCUGGGCAUCGAGGGCGAACUGCUGCAGUUCAUGGCCAAUAAUUUGAAUUUUAGCAUGGGCCUCUACUGGCUGAACGAGUCAGAGGUGCGCGAUACAUUCGAUGAGUCCGGUUAUGUGUUCGAGCAGAUAUUUAGUAAAGCGGAAUAUGCAUUGGGCGGCUUCCACUAUAAGCCCCAUGAGCAGGAGGAGGUGCCCUAUUCGCAGUCGACAUACUACUUCAUGAGUCACAUUAUGCUGGUCACCAAUCUGCCGAGCGCAUACUCGGCUUACGAGAAACUGGCCUUCCCCUUUCAUCCCAGUCUGUGGCGGGCCAUUGGGCUGGUGGUAGGGCUGGGCUACUUUGCAGUUUGGCUGUUAAAGCGAUUUGGGAAUACGUUGCCGCAGCAUCCGUAUUAUCACCUGCUGGUGCUGACCAUGGGCGGAAAUCUGUUAACCAGGGAACUGCCGAGGUCUAACUCGCUGCGUUUGCUGCUGGUCACGUGGCUGCUGUGCACCUGGGUAAUACGCAGCGCUUAUCAGUCGGGCAUGUAUCAAAUGUUACGCCAGGACAGGCAACGCAAUCCACCGCAAACCAUAGCCGAGGUGGUGGCACAGAGAUAUACGAUUCAGCUGGCUGCCGGCAAUGCGCAACGCUGGCUGGAAAGCUUGCCGGAGCUGCAGGACCAGGAGCAGCGUGAGCUGGAGGCCAGUGAGUUGCAGUCCUUUGCCGCUUUGGCAGCGCGCAGCGGCAGCGAUGAACGUGUGGCGAUCAUAACGCCAUACGAAUACUUCGGCUACUUUCGCAAGGUGCACGCGAUGAGUCGCCGGCUGCACUUGGUCAGGGAGCGCAUCUUCACGCAGCAGCUGGCGUUCAAUGUGCGCCAGCAUUCGCAUCUGGUUGGCGUGCUCAACAAGCAGAUUAUGCAGGCGCAUUCGCAUGGCUUCCUCGAGCACUGGACGCGGCAAUAUGUGAGCGCUGUGGAUGAAUCAGAGCAGAGCAUCGCACGGAUCGCUGCCAUACCCUAUGAGACGCUGAAUGGACAUCAGCCGGAGGGUGAAAUCGAGCAGCGAGAGGAUGAGACAACGCAGACCAAACUAUUGGUAUUAUCCUUCAAGGAGCUAGCCGCCCUGUUCUGGCUAACGCUGUGGGCCCUCCUCGGCUCUGGUCUCGUCUUUGGCCUCGAACUGUUGCUGCAUAAAUAAUGCUCGAAAUUUAUUUUGUGCUAAGACGUUUUAAUUAAAUUACUUCAUAAUCCAGCAGCAUGUAUCCAACAGGCGCACGCCGAACUGCACGACUGUAAGAUACCCCGUCUGCCACUGGACACUAUCCCA
Messenger RNA from Drosophila hydei, 2198 nucleotides. RefSeq lists its product as uncharacterized. The record is from RefSeq and is a predicted model, not a curated record. The coding region runs from base 183 to 2069 and encodes 628 amino acids. The transcript has 3 exons. Lineage: Eukaryota; Metazoa; Arthropoda; Insecta; Diptera; Drosophilidae.